UUGUAGACAGGAUGUGUAAGAAACAUGACAAGAUGUUAGAGCUCUUCUGCAGGACCGACCAACUGUGUGUUUGUCUGAUGUGUACAGAGCACAAGACUCAUGAUACAGUUCCUUUAGAGGAAGAGUAUGAAGAGAGGAAGGCUCAGCUGGAGAGGAAAAAGUCAGAAGUACAGAAGAUGAUACAAGAACGACAGGAGAAGGUUGAGGAGAUGAAAGCAUCAGUGCAGCUCAACAAGAAGGACACAGAUGAAGAGCUAGCUAAAACUGCUGAGGUCUUCACUGCUCUGGUGGCCUCCAUCCAGAGACAGCAGGCUGAGCUGAUGGAGGUGAUUGAAGAGAGGCAGAGAGCAGCACAGAAACAGGCUGAGGGCUUCAUCAAAGAGCUGGAGGAGGAAAUCACUGAGCUCCAGAGGACAAGCUCUGAGCUGGAGCGUCUCUCCCUCACUGAAGACCAGCUCCAGCUCCUCCAGAGCUUCCCAUCUGUCUCCUCCUCUCCACGCACCAAGAACUGGUCUGGCAUCAGUGUCCGCACAUAUCUGUGUGUGGAGACAGUGAGGACAGCUGUGCUUCAGCUGGAGGAGACAACCACUAAAGAGAUGAAGACUCUGCUUCAACACAUAGAGAAGACUAAAGAAGAUCUGCAGAAGCUGCCAGAAGACUUUAGGCUGAGGAGGAUCCAGCAGCUGUAUGCCGUGGAUGUGACCCUCGACCCAAACACAGCAAACCUUUACCUCGUCCUGUUUGAGGACGGGAAACAAGUGAGAUGUGGAAACACACGCCAGGAUCUUCCCGACAACCCAGAGAGGUUUGAUCACUGUAUCUGUGUCCUGGGAAGAGAAGGUUUCUCUUCAGGGAGAUUCUACUUUGAGGUUCAGGUGAAAGGAGAUGAGUGGGAUGUUGGAGUGGUCAGAGAGUCCAUCAACAGGAAGGGAGAUAUUUAUUACUGUCCAAGUGAUGGAUCCUGGGUCAUAUGGCUGAGAGAUGGAAAUAACUACGAGGCACUAGAUGAGCCCAGAGUUCCUCUCUCCCUGAGCCAGAAGCCUGAGAAGGUCGGGGUGUUUGUAGAUUAUGAGGAGGGACUGGUGUCUUUCUAUGAUGUGGAGGCCGAGACUCUGAUCUACUCUUUCACUGGCUGCUCCUUCACUGAGCAGAUCUAUCCUUUCUUCAGCCCCAGCUUGUAUGAAGCUGCACCUCUGAUCAUCUCUCCUGUCAAACACACUCAGUGAGGUCAGCUGGAAUCAGAAAUUUUUUCUUUGUAGAUUUUCACAUGAAUAUUUGGGAAGUGGUUGAGUAAAUCUGGACAGAUGGAUGGAGGGAUGUAAAGAGCAAUUAAUAAUAAGAGUAAAGGAAAAGCUGAAGUGAGGGUUGGAUUUAAAAUAGGAAAAUUUGGCGAGGACUGAAAGUGAGAAAGAGAGUUGGGAAAAGA
Myripristis murdjan (pinecone soldierfish) is the source of this 1426-nucleotide messenger RNA. Its product is annotated as E3 ubiquitin-protein ligase TRIM21-like. Gene Ontology annotation, molecular function: protein binding; zinc ion binding. The coding region runs from base 12 to 1226 and encodes 404 amino acids. Lineage: Eukaryota; Metazoa; Chordata; Actinopteri; Holocentriformes; Holocentridae. The transcript is spliced from 2 exons. The record is from RefSeq and is a predicted model, not a curated record.